ACCAAACAAACCAUUAAAGGCAGCAGCCCAUCUGCCCCGCCAUCUCCUCCCCAAACCACCGAGCUCUGCUUUGCCCUGCCCUCCACCCCGGAGCAGAGCUUCCCCGCCUUUAAGAUGCUUUACAUGGUGUAGGCGGCAAGAACCUCCCCUCUUCCUUUUAAGGGGCAUUGCCCUUUCCCCUGCAUUUUCCCUAUGGUUUAGUGCUUUGGUUAUAGUCCCUUGCUCUGGCUGCGAAAUGGCGGCGGGGUUGCUGCUGAAGAUGGUCGUGUUCUGCGUCUGGGCCCUUUUCUGGCUCGGCGGGUCGGCCACCGUGAGCACUACCGCCGGCGCGGCCUUCGGCGGCGGCGAGGCGGUGGUGGUGGACUCGCGGUCCGCCGUCGCGGUGACGGACGAGGACUUCGUGUGCGCAACAUUGGACUGGUGGCCGCCAGACAAGUGCGACUACGGCACCUGCGCCUGGGGCAACGCCUCCCUGCUUAACCUGAAUCUUUCCAACAAAAUCUUGCUGAAUGCCGUCAAAGCUUUCUCCCCGCUUAAGCUCCGGCUGGGCGGUUCUUUGCAAGAUAUGUUGAUAUAUGGCACCGGCGACCCUCGGCAGCCAUGCACGCCAUUCGUGAAGAACACGUCAGCGAUGUUUGGUUUCACGCAAGGUUGCCUGCCGUUGCAUAGAUGGGACGAGCUCAAUGCACUCUUCAAAAAAUCUGGGGCAAAAGUUACCUUUGGGUUGAACGCUCUGAACGGCCGGGUUCCAAUGCCUGAUGGUUCGUUAGGGGGGCCAUGGAAUUACACAAAUGCAGCUGAUUUUAUUCGCUACACUGUCGACAAGGGAUAUGAUAUCCAUGGAUGGGAGCUUGGAAAUGAACUUAGUGGCAGUGGAGUUGGAGCUCGGAUUGAUGCAGACCAAUAUUCAGCCGACGUGAUCACUCUAAAACACAUCAUUGACAGCACCUACCAAGGCUACCCAUCAAAGCCACGGCUACUUGCACCAGGAGGCUUCUUUGACGCAGCCUGGUUCACCGAACUCGUCGGCAAAACAAAGCCAAAUCAACUGGACGUGAUCACUCACCAUAUCUACAAUCUAGGCCCUGGUGUUGACGACCAUCUGAUUGAGAAAAUUCUUAAUCCAUCUUACCUCGAUGGAGAGGCGAGCACGUUCAGCAAUCUUCAGGGGAUACUGAAGUCUGCAGGGACGUCGACCGUCGCAUGGGUCGGCGAGGCUGGAGGGGCGUACAACAGUGGCCACCACCUUGUAACUGACGCAUUUGUUUUCAGCUUCUGGUACCUGGAUCAGCUUGGGAUGUCAUCAAAGUAUGACACAAAGAGUUACUGUAGACAGACCUUGAUUGGUGGGAACUAUGGCCUGCUCAACACAACAACAUUUGAACCAAAUCCUGAUUAUUACAGUGCUUUACUAUGGCAUCGCCUCAUGGGAACUAAGGUUCUCUCGACAACAUUCAACGGCACAAAUAUGAUCCGUGCAUAUGCACAUUGCACAAGAAAUUCGGAUGGGAUUACUCUGCUCUUGAUCAACCUCAGUGGCAACAACACAAACCACAUUUAUGUGACAAGCGAGGGUGCACAUGCCCAGGGUGCAAGGAAGGAGGGAAGAAGGUUUGGCCACAUUCCUGGGCUUGGCGAAGCAGCUGAGCUCACAAGAGAAGAGUACCAUCUCACUCCAAAAGAUGGAAAUCUGCAGAGCCAACAUGUGCUGCUAAAUGGCAAUUUGCUGGCUACUGAUUCCAAUGGAGACAUCCCAAAGCUGGAACCUGUACAAGUUGAAGGAACACGGCCCAUAACCGUGGGUCCUUACUCCAUUGUGUUUGCUCAUAUCCCCAGCUUCUAUGCUCCAGCCUGUAGGUAGAUCUAGAUCUUUGGUUUGAUUGUUUUUUCGCUUUUUCGGUGUGAAUGAUGCUAUUGUCUGUAGAUUAGAUGAAGUCCGAGUGAACGGCGAAGCUUGUUCACCUGGACAUGAAGUAAGCUGUAAGGCUGAAGGAUUUGUGAUUCGUCAUUCUUUUAGGAAAAGAAAUGAUCAGAAAGUGUACGAGCAAAAAGGAGGGAAAUGAAAUAAAUUAAAAGAAAAAAAAAGGAUUUGCGAUUUUGGUCCAC
Messenger RNA from Phragmites australis (common reed), 2106 nucleotides. RefSeq names its product heparanase-like protein 3. The transcript is spliced from 9 exons. Gene Ontology annotation, cellular component: plant-type cell wall; membrane. Gene Ontology annotation, molecular function: beta-glucuronidase activity. Bases 236 to 1861 code for a protein of 541 amino acids. NCBI's taxonomy places the organism in Eukaryota, Viridiplantae, Streptophyta, Magnoliopsida, Poales, Poaceae. The record is from RefSeq and is a predicted model, not a curated record.